UUUUUUCAUGGGGUUUGGUUGUUUUUACCUGGUGCCUAACGGAACACAGAACUCCUGUUGCUUGGAGAGAGUGUUUGUUUACUGUGGCCAUGGCAACAGAAUUUUACACUUGGAGAGAACAGCCUGCUACUUGGAUCACUUUUCUGGAGAAGGUGGGGCAUCAGGUUUGUAGCCGUCAGCCAUUCAGAGCUGAACAGUGAUCAUCUCCUGGUCAGACAUGGCCGGAGCCCAGAGUGACCCCAAGAAGUGGUCAAUGCCUGGCUGGAGAAUAGAGGAGAAAUACUCCAACAAGGUUCUUAUUGGGAACUGGGUAGAGGAGAGACUACAGUUCACCAGAAAAGGCCAGACAGGCAAAACCACCAACCAGCUUGACUAUCGGCCUUACAGCGAGACCACAAGGGAUGUGGUGGUGCGGACAUCUGCGCUAAAGAGGGAAGAGGGUCUCCCAAGCAGGGUGCUUCUUGCACACCACAACACCCCUAACUCUGAUCACCUGGUCUCCCUGUACGAUGAGGUUUAUUGCCGGCAGGGGAAGAACCCGGCCCUGCCCCCUCUUCGAUCCUGGAAGUACGACAGUCUGGCCUGGGUGCCUGAGCGCAGUGACCACCCAUUAAAGGGUCCUGCUACGAAUUUCGGGCUCCUUCAGUCACGGGUCCCUGUGUGGAAGAGACAGCAAGCUGAACAGGAGAGUCUUUACAGGGCAUCGUACACCCAGCACCCCAGCUCGGCCUUCUCCCUGCGCCACUGUCGGCUGUUCUCCAGCCACCUGCACACCCCCAAAAGCGUGAACAAGGACCUGCAUCUCAGAAACCAGCCCUGCCGCCUGGUGCCUGAAUACCCCAAUACAGCCCGCUGUGCAUCCUCACCCCAGCUCACAGCAUAGAGGCCCGGCCAGGGCUGCAUCUAUUGUGCUUUUUUAUUCAGUAAAGUAACAGGUGCUGAAAUCUAUUAGGCCUGGUAAACGUACUACUACGAGAAAGAGGUGCAAUUUUCAAUAAAAGUUUACCAAGGCAAAUCUAGUAUUUCCCUAUGCGUUCACUAUGCAUUUAUAGUGCAUCUAUUUUCUGGGCUUGUUUUAAAGAGUAACUUAAAUUCCUUUUUCUUUACUUUUUUGUGAUGUUUGCAACCAUACUGAAUAGUUCUUACAGCAAUUACCCAGUCACUGUGUUUUCUCCCGAGUUCAGGGACUGUUCCUUAUUUCUAGUAGCCUGCACUAAAUAUAUGUAACAGAAAAGGGGAUCACUGUUCUGCUGUGUGACACAAACAUACACACACACUGUAUAUAUACUACAUUGGACUUUGUUCUUGUGCUUUACAGCCUCCAGGUGUCAGUAUUAUGCAGUGUAUGGAAACAGUUUUCUGUGAAUCUGUAGCACUGAUGAUGUGUGAUGCAGUGACCAUGAAAGUGUAGGAGGAAUUAAAUUAAUUUGGGUAUUGAUGGAAUGUGAA
Messenger RNA from Acipenser ruthenus (sterlet), 1449 nucleotides. RefSeq names its product cilia- and flagella-associated protein 107-like. Bases 218 to 883 code for a protein of 221 amino acids. The record is from RefSeq and is a predicted model, not a curated record. NCBI's taxonomy places the organism in Eukaryota, Metazoa, Chordata, Actinopteri, Acipenseriformes, Acipenseridae. The transcript has 4 exons.